Pseudozyma hubeiensis SY62 is the source of this 1338-nucleotide messenger RNA. RefSeq names its product molybdopterin biosynthesis protein CNX2. The transcript is spliced from 4 exons. Gene Ontology annotation, biological process: Mo-molybdopterin cofactor biosynthetic process. NCBI's taxonomy places the organism in Eukaryota, Fungi, Basidiomycota, Ustilaginomycetes, Ustilaginales, Ustilaginaceae. Gene Ontology annotation, molecular function: GTP 3',8'-cyclase activity; 4 iron, 4 sulfur cluster binding; metal ion binding. Bases 1 to 1338 code for a protein of 445 amino acids. The record is from RefSeq and is a predicted model, not a curated record.
AUGAUGGCGGUAGCAGGUCCGAGCCGUCUGGCAGCAACAGCGGCUCUUGUUGCUCGUUCAGCGGCACCAUCAAGGAUCGUAUCGACAGGAUCAUCCCGGUACUUGUCCCACUCCGCUUCAAUAGCCAAACCAUUGACACUCGCAACGUCAGGGCCGACGAGCACAUACCAUCCACCGAUCGCAGGAAACGUCGCCGUCACCUCACAGCUGUCAUCGCAAGAUCGAGCCCGUCAAAGGAUCUCAAACAUCGAUGCUCAGCUCGAACCACCGACGUCUCCCUCUCGCUACCUCCGAGAUCGCCAUUCACGGCAGCAUACCUACCUCCGCAUCUCGUUGACGGAGAAGUGCAAUCUACGCUGCCUAUAUUGCAUGCCGGAAGAUGGAGUCCCGCUGACACCCUCAGCCAACUUGCUGUCAACAUCAGAGGUCGAACGUCUCGCGUCGCUCUUUGUCUCGCAAGGCGUCAACAAGAUCCGCUUGACAGGUGGAGAACCCACCGUCCGCUCCGACCUGCCGCAGAUUGUCGCCUCAUUCAACUCUCUCAAACAGCAUGGCCUUGAACAAAUCGGCAUUACCACCAACGGUAUCGCACUUGGCAGGCGCAAGCUCGACACGCUUGUCAACAAUGGGCUCACACACCUCAAUGUAUCGCUUGACACGCUCGAUCCCUUCAAGUUUGAGUUCAUGACAAGAAGAAGAGGCCAUGAAGCUGUCAUGGACUGCAUCGAAAGGGCUCUGGCGCUCGGUGUGCCAAGUGUCAAGAUCAACGUGGUCGUCAUCAAGGGCCUGAACGACACGAAGGAUGUCGUCGACUUUGUCCGUUUCACCAAAGACAAGCUUAUUACUAUCCGAUUCAUCGAGUAUAUGCCCUUUGAUGGCAACAAGUGGCAGGUGCGAAAGCUAGUUCCUUAUCGUGACCUCGUCAAGACCAUCCAAGCAGAGUUCCCGGAUUUCGAACGUGUGGCUGAUCGCGACGAUCCCAACGACACAUCCAAACACUGGCGUGUGCCUGGUCAUCAGGGCACCGUCGGUUUCAUCACCAGCAUGACAGAAAAUUUUUGUGGUACGUGCAACAGACUCCGCAUUACUGCGGACGGCAAUCUCAAGGUCUGCCUCUUCGGUAAUGCCGAAGUCAGCCUUCGCGAUGCGAUGCGAAGCGGGUUUGGUCCGAUCGCUUCCCUCAGCACUGGCUCGGAUGGCGAGCCAGCGACAGACGAACAGCUGCUCGAGCUGAUCGGCGCUGCCGUGGGUCGCAAGCAUGCCAAGCAUGCAGGCAUGCGCGAUCCGACCGAGCUGGCGAAAUCGCUCAACAGGCCCAUGAUCACGAUUGGUGGUUGA